AUGGCGAGCGGUAAAAAGAGCGCUCCUCUGUCCUCUUUGGCCGCUUAUGGAGAGUCUGAACCCGACUCAGACUCAGACUCGGAUGCUUCAGAGAGCAGAGGAGCAUGUCUGGUCUACGGCUACGGAGAGGACGACCUGAGCAAGACCGAAGAUGCAGGAGAGAAGACGUUUGCAGAGGAAGAAAGUGGAGGAAGCAUCUCGGAGAUGGAAGAAUCUGACGAGGGGAGGGACGCAAAUGAUGUGGAGGUGACGGAAGCAGAAACCAGGGAUCCCCGUGAACUUGUCGAGGAAGGGGACAGUCGUCACUAG
Messenger RNA from Knipowitschia caucasica, 309 nucleotides. The record is from the annotation of a GenBank genome assembly. Lineage: Eukaryota; Metazoa; Chordata; Actinopteri; Gobiiformes; Gobiidae.